AUGCAAGGGAUGUUGAUCGCCAGAAACCAUCAAAACAAUGCGGAAAUUGCAACCACGGGCUGUCCAACCCCUUCCAAUCGUUCAAAGCUUCAAUAUGGGUUUCAAAGCCGCUACUCUCGUUUCCGUCUUCUUUUUUUGCUAUCAUUUGCUGCUGCGGAGGCAAUUCCCCAGACAGACUAUGACGUUAUUAUUGUUGGCGGUGGUCCCGCGGGACUGAGCGCCAUCAGUGGAGUGUCGCGCGUCCGUCGAACUGCGUUGCUGUUCGACAACCAGCAUUACCGCAAUGGUGUCACACGGGAGAUGCACGAUGUGAUUGGAAACGAUGGCACCCCGCCUGAUGUCUUCCGAGGACUGGCUCGUUCGCAAAUCGAGAAGUACGAUACCGCUCACUUUGUCAACGAGACAGUUGCGUCCAUUGUUCCUAUUGAGGGAGACUUCUCUUCCUUUACAGUGACAGAUGGCACUGGUAAGAACUAUACUGCCCGCAAGAUCGUUUUGGGCACCGGUCUCAAGGAUGAUCUCCCUGCCACCCCUGGUCUGCGUGAGAACUUUGGCAAAGGAAUUUACUGGUGCCCCUGGUGUGACGGUUACGAACACCGCGAUCAGCCCAUCGGGAUCCUCGGCUCGCUCGUAGAUGUUGUUGGUACAACUUUGGAAAUCCACACCCAGCAAAGCGACAUCGUUGCCUUCGUCAACGGUACCGACACCCCUGAUGUGGAGGCUACUCUUGCAUCCAACCGUGGAGAUAACUGGAGAGACCAACUCAAUGCGUGGAAUGUCACCAUCGAUAACCGCACCAUCAGCUCCAUCGACCGUCUCCAAGAUGGCGGCAAGAACCGGGACGAGGAACAUGAUCGCCAGUUCGACAAAUUCCGCAUCAACUUCACCACUGGCAAGCCCGUGGAGCGCAAUGCUUUCAUCACCAACUUUGGAACCAGCCAGGCCUCCUCUCUCCCCACUGAUAUGGGUCUCGAAAUGGAGGGGAUCUAUGUAAAGACUGCCGCUUCCACCCGCACAUCCCUAACCGGUGUGUUCGCUGCCGGUGACAUGAAAAGUGACGGCGCUACCAACGUUCCUAACGCGAUGUUUAGUGGCAAGCGUGCUGCUGUGUACCUUCACGUGGAGCUAUCCAAGGAAGAGACUACUUCUAAGAUCUCCAAGCGCUCAAACUUAUCCGCUCGUGAGCUCGAGAAGGAGGCCAUGCGGGCUAUCGGAGACGACCUCGCCUCCGAAUGGGAGCGGGCUCAGGCUUUCCAGUAG
Messenger RNA from Penicillium chermesinum, 1260 nucleotides. RefSeq names its product NAD(P)/FAD-dependent oxidoreductase. Gene Ontology annotation, molecular function: oxidoreductase activity. The record is from RefSeq and is a predicted model, not a curated record. The transcript has 5 exons. Lineage: Eukaryota; Fungi; Ascomycota; Eurotiomycetes; Eurotiales; Aspergillaceae. The coding region runs from base 1 to 1260 and encodes 419 amino acids.